CUCCUGUUUCGAUAUACCUCCACCUUCUCCGGUAUUUCCUAUUUAUCAUCUUCUCAAACAACUACCCCGCCUCCCAUCCUUCACCACACAUAGCCAUCAUGAGCGCCCCAGCCCACAAAUUCAAGAUCGCUGACAUCUCACUGGCCGCCUUUGGCCGCCGGGAGAUUGAUCUCGCCGAAGGGGAGAUGCCUGGUCUCAUGGCCAUUCGUGCGAAGUACGCCGAAGCCCAACCAUUGGCUGGUGCUCGCAUUGCCGGAUGUCUUCACAUGACUAUCCAAACCGCUGUUUUGAUCGAGACUCUAAAAGCCCUUGGUGCGGAAGUGACCUGGACAAGCUGCAACAUUUUCUCCACUCAAGAUCACGCUGCAGCUGCAAUUGCUGCCUCAGGUACUCCAGUAUUUGCCUGGAAAGGUGAGACCGAGGACGAAUACAACUGGUGCCUUGAACAGCAGCUAGUUGCGUUCAAGGAUGGAAAGCAACUCAACCUAAUCCUUGAUGACGGUGGUGAUUUGACCGCACUCGUGCACAAGAAAUACCCAGAGAUGCUCAAGGACUGCUAUGGACUAUCAGAAGAGACCACUACUGGUGUCCACCACCUGUACAGGAUGUUGAAGAACAACGAACUUCUUGUCCCUGCUGUGAAUGUUAACGACUCUGUCACCAAGUCGAAAUUCGACAACCUUUAUGGGUGCAGAGAAUCCCUUAUUGAUGGAAUAAAACGUGCCACCGAUGUCAUGAUUGCUGGGAAGGUUGCAGUGGUUGCUGGAUUUGGCGACGUUGGGAAGGGAUGUGCUCAGGCCUUACACAGUAUGGGUGCGCGUGUCAUUGUAACUGAGAUUGAUCCCAUAAAUGCCCUUCAAGCGGCUGUUUCCGGCUUCCAAGUUACCACCAUGGAGGAAGCCGCCCCUAUCGGGCAAAUUUUCGUAACCACCACAGGAUGCCGUGAUAUAUUGACCGGGGAACACUUCUCCGUCAUGAAAAAUGACGCGAUUGUUUGCAACAUUGGCCAUUUCGACAUUGAGAUCGAUGUUGCCUGGCUCAAGGCCAACGCCAAAUCUGUUCAAAACAUCAAACCCCAGGUCGACCGCUUCCUUAUGCCAAACGGCCGCCACAUCGUCCUCCUUGCUGAGGGUCGUUUGGUGAAUCUUGGCUGUGCCACUGGUCACUCCUCUUUUGUCAUGUCAUGCUCCUUCUCCAACCAAGUCCUUGCCCAAAUAUUGCUUUACAAGUCUCAAGAUGAAGCAUUUGGCAAAAAGUACGUCGAGUUCGGCAUCACUAGUGGCAAGCGAGAUAUCGGUGUUUAUGUUCUCCCCAAGGUUCUUGAUGAGCAGGUUGCUCUUUUGCACCUUGAUCACGUCAAUGCCAAGUUAUCCAAGCUCACACCGAAGCAAGCGGAGUAUCUGGGCUUGGAGAUUGAUGGCCCUUUCAAGGCUGAGAUCUACCGUUACUAAAACCAUUCUCUUCUGUUUUCCGUGCAUAUACCACUUGCGCAAUUGCUGGGGUAUGCAUGCAUGACACAUAGACUUUUCAACAUGAGACUACGAUGUUAUGAACAAAUUACAGGGCUAUUAGUCCAUUUGGACCUGAGGCCCAGGCAAGAUCAAAAGCAUUUGUCCUUCAACGGCAAAAAUCGGUUCAACAGGCAUAAUCUGGGGUUAUUGUUUUCCUUUUCUUCGUUCAGUUUGGUUCAUCCUUCGCGUGUUGGGUAAAUAUAUAUAUACUUUUAAACGUUAUUUCGUUUGCUUUUCUGGCUUGUGGUUAUGUCCUUUUCACUUUAUUUUCAGUUUCACUUUAUUUUCAACAAAGGCAACUCUGACUUCAUAGAAACCAGCGUUAUAUCUGUGUUAUCGGAGCUAGAUUUCCUUCUUGUCUGCUUCUAGCUCCAAACAAAUGCUGGGGAACAUGAGAAGGAUACAGGAUACCCAUUCUAAAAUCAAAAAUCAAAAUUUCAACAUCAACUCACUGUUUAUUCUCAUCGAUCGGAAAUUAGCUAAGAUCAUGAUGUUAUCGGACUAUUGUGGCGCAUAUGAGGUAUACAAGAGACAUUCAACCCCCGCUGGAAAA
Messenger RNA from Histoplasma capsulatum G186AR, 2064 nucleotides. Its product is annotated as adenosylhomocysteinase. Gene Ontology annotation, biological process: L-methionine cycle. The transcript has 7 exons. The record is from RefSeq and is a predicted model, not a curated record. Lineage: Eukaryota; Fungi; Ascomycota; Eurotiomycetes; Onygenales; Ajellomycetaceae. Gene Ontology annotation, cellular component: cytosol. Gene Ontology annotation, molecular function: adenosylhomocysteinase activity. Bases 99 to 1451 code for a protein of 450 amino acids.